AUGCAGUGGAGGGAUUUGGUGGAAGCAUAUCUGGUAGAGGCCAAAUGGUACCACAGUGGAUACAAACCAAAUCUAGAAGAAUAUCUCAACACCUCAUGGAUCUCCGUUGGAGCCGCGGCCAUACUAACCCACGCAUUCUUCCGAGUAACCCCUACUCUCACGAAAGAGGCCUGCGACAGUUUGUACGGAUACCACGACAUAGUCCGUUGGUCGUCCAUCAUCCUACGGCUUGCAGACGACCUAGGGACCUCGGUGGACGAGGUGAACAGAGGGGACGUGCCGAAGUCAAUCCAGUGCUACAUGAACGACAACAAUGCCUCGGAAGAGGAGGCGCGGGAGCACGUGAAGUGGAUGAUCGGGGAGACGUGGAAGAAGAUGAAUGAGGACAGAGUGGCGAAGGAUUCUCUGUUUUGUAAGGAUUUUGUGGGAUGUGCGGUGGAUUUGGGGAGAAUGGCGCAGUACAUGUAUCACUAUGGGGAUGGCCAUGGCAUACAACAUCCCAUCAUACAUCAGCAGAUGAGAGACUGUUUGUUCCACCAUUUUCUCCCAUAG
Molecule: messenger RNA, 552 nt
Organism: Salvia hispanica
Lineage: Eukaryota; Viridiplantae; Streptophyta; Magnoliopsida; Lamiales; Lamiaceae
Source: RefSeq, a predicted model, not a curated record